Camelina sativa (false flax) is the source of this 2020-nucleotide messenger RNA. NCBI's taxonomy places the organism in Eukaryota, Viridiplantae, Streptophyta, Magnoliopsida, Brassicales, Brassicaceae. The record is from RefSeq and is a predicted model, not a curated record.
AUGGCAGAUAAGUUUCCAUGUGAAAGAUGCAAAGCUAACUUAUCUUUUAAAAACAGCACAGAAGAAACAGCGAGAUGUUGUAAUAUCUCACGUCCUGUGCAAAACAAUCUUGUAAUGCUUGUGUGUGGCGGGUGUCAAGCGAAAGUGAUUCACCAAAGAGGUGACAAAACUGUGAAAUGUUCUGACUGCCAACACAUCAAUAUUACAACAGUUGGAAGAACUUAUGGGGUUCGUCCACCUAACCAAGGUCCUCCGCAAUUUAGCCGGUUUGUUCGGCCUCAAGUUAACCUAAUUGAUUGUCCUCAAGGUACCCAGGUUGUUCCUCCUCACGUUAACCUGCUUCUUCCUCCUCACGUUAACGUGCUUGUUCCUCCUCAAGAUAACCGAGAUCAUCUGCCAGCUUACCGGUUUUUACCUGUUCAAGUUAACAAGGAUUUUCCUCUAGUUUACCGGCUUGUUCCUGAUCAUCGACUUAACCAGGGCCCUCCACAAGUUAACCGGGUUGUUCCUCAGCAAGUUAACCGGGUUGUUCCUCAGCAAGUUAGCCGGGUUGCUCCUCAGCAAGUUAGCCAGGUUACUCAGCAAGUUAGCCAGGUUACUCAGCAAGUUAACCGGGUUGUUCCUCCUCGAGUUAACCAAGAUCCUCUGCAAGUUUACCAGGUUGCUCUUCAGCAUGUUAACCAGGUUGUUCCUCAGCAAGUUAACCGGGCUGUUCCUCCUCGAGUUUACGGCCGGAGGAACCGUGUAGAAACUGCUGAAACUGAAUCAACUGCGAGUUCUCCUUUCACUGUGAGUAAAAAUGUUAAACGUUAUUUCUCUCUCUCUCUCUUAAAAUGUACUAAUAAUAAGAUGCUGUUACUCUUGUUGCAGCCAAAGCCUGAGAUCACUGUAGUUGAAUACCCUGAUAAUGCUGUUGCUGAAUCUGUAAUCAUCUCUUCUACUUCUCACUGAUUCAUUUGUACAAACCUUUUUAGGUUGCAUUCUAUUGUCUUUUUUGAUAACAUUGUGCUCUUUUGAUUGUGUUUUGUUUAGGUAAGGAAUGUUGCAACCAAGAGAGUAAAAGAAGUAGAAGAAGACAAGACAGAAGCAGCAGGAAGCAAGAAGACUCGUCUCUGAUCGAUUCAAAGUAAUGCCAAAAAUUUCUAUUUGUUUUUACACAUUUUAGUUUCUUUUAGUUCUUUCCUCAGUUAGAUCAAAACUCUCUUGUGGAGAUGUUUUGGUCUCUUUCCUGCUUUAAAAUUUUCUUUUUCUAAAAAAAAAAAAAAAAAAAANAUUUUUCUUGCAUUUUGAACUACAGUAUUAUUUUAGAUGACACAGUCAACAAGAUUCAAGAAUUUAUUGUUCGUACCUUUUUUGAUCAAUUUUAAAGUUAUGGUUCCAAAAUAUAAGAAAGAUCAAACCAUGGGGAUAAAAUAUGAAAUUUAUAUAAAACGUGGCGUUUUGAUUAAUGAAAAAAGAAAAGAAACAAAGAAUCGGUGGGGAAACGAGCUAUUUCCCCCCAAGAACUAUCAUAUCUCGCUGGAUGGAGCCCGAACAUGAGCCACAAUCUAUAUAGCUAUGUAAACUAUGACCAAUCUCUAUGUCCCCCCAAAUUAAAAGUUCUACACCUAUAUCCCCAUGAAAAAAAAGUUCUAUAUCUAUUUACACCUAGACCUGGUUAUGUGACGGUUUACUAUUUGCUUAACCGUCUAACGAAUAGCCUAAACCAAAAUUGACCAGAUUAAACCUGAUUUUACCCGAAUUUGUCGAUUUAACCAGAUAUAUCAUCCUCUCAAUCUCGAGAAAACUCUAAAUCGAAAAAUCCCCAAAUUUCUCCCAACAAAACCCUAAAUCGAAAAAAUCCCCAAAACUUGAAGAACCCUAAAAACUGCGAUUUCGAGUUCUUUCGAGUUGAGAGACGAUGUCGUUAGUUGAGAGAGAUCCCGGCGGUGAUUACGACGAAGAAGGUGAAGAUCGAGACGAAUUUCACAUCGAACAGCUAGUUGAGGAUUUUAGCGACGAACCUCCAAUCCGCCACGAU